This is a messenger RNA of Sorex araneus (European shrew), 390 nucleotides long. It is a transcript of the gene IL9, whose product is annotated as interleukin 9. The record is from RefSeq and is a predicted model, not a curated record. The coding region runs from base 1 to 390 and encodes 129 amino acids. NCBI's taxonomy places the organism in Eukaryota, Metazoa, Chordata, Mammalia, Eulipotyphla, Soricidae. The transcript has 5 exons.
AUGAAGAUGUUCCUGGUCCUUGCCUCUGCCUUGCUCCUCUGCUCCAUGGCCACCGAGGGAUGUCUGACUUCCUCGGGGAUUCGUGAUGUCCAGUUCCUCAUUAGACAAAAGCAGGGGACAGACUGUUUGUGCCUGCCUAUUCCUUCGGACAAUUGCACUACUCCCUGCUUCAAAGAAGGGCUGUCGCAGAUGAUCAACUCCACAACGGAGGAAAAACUCCUCAUGAGUUUACAUCGGUUGAAAAAGGCAAUUGAACACUUAAAGGACCAAAAGUGCUCUUUCUUUUCCUGUGAACAGCCGUGCAACCGAACUACAACAGGCAACACUCUGACUUUCCUGGAGAGUCUCCGGGAAACUUUCCAGAAGCAAAGGAUGAAGGGCAGAAUAUGA